Messenger RNA from Cavenderia fasciculata, 2178 nucleotides. RefSeq lists its product as uncharacterized. NCBI's taxonomy places the organism in Eukaryota, Evosea, Eumycetozoa, Acytosteliales, Cavenderiaceae. The record is from RefSeq and is a predicted model, not a curated record. The coding region runs from base 1 to 2178 and encodes 725 amino acids. The transcript is spliced from 4 exons.
AUGAUUAAAUCAAUUAAACACGCAAGAGCAGAUAAAACCAAAUUCAAGUAUACUAUUGACUUUAGAAGAUUGACAGACUUGCCAUCAGACUUGGUUGGAAAUGUCGUUCAAUUACAUUGGUCUCGUGGAGACCAUAAAGGUGAGAGUAAAGGAUACAGAGUACAAAAGAAAGAAAGAAAGACACCUGGAAACUCACCGACCACUGAAAGACGUGAUCAUGUAGUAUCAUUUGCAGCUACCACUCCAUCAUCAUCAUCAACAGCAACAGCCGUUUUAAAUGCAUCCAAUGCAUCGACUACUAGUGACCAAACUACUCCGCCACCUCCAACACCAUCGACAGCCGCUGAAACAUCUACCACCACAUCACCAAUCACCUCUACAGAAACUGCAUCAACAACCACAACCACAACCAUUCCAGUGGCAUCACAAUCACCACCACCAACACCGGCUGUUGAAGUGACCAAAGACACUACACUCACUAGAAAACAGGCCAAACUAUUGAUUGGCAAUUGUAUCGAUGGAGACAACAACCUUCCAAGUGGCAAUGGUUAUGUUGUCAUGAAUGAAAAGAUGGCUAUUCCAGUGACACUGUAUUCUAGUAGUUCACAUCAAGAACUUCCUGCUCCAUUUGAACAAAAACUGUUAACUAUUACUUUACUUCUCGGUCAAUUGACUCUGGCAACUGUAUCUGUAGAUUUGGCACUCCACUAUCAAGAUAAUGGAAGAGAAGUCAUUUCCAUACCUUUCCCUUCGUCAUCCUCCGUUCAACCAACUUUAAUGUUAUCAUUAAAAGCAAAAUGUAAAGAUAAAGAAAAGAAACAGAUAUUAUUAAAAUCUAAUAAUACAAAUAUUUCAAAUGGAGCUGGUGGUCAUGUAAAUCAUAAUAUGUUGAAUCCACAUUAUCAUCCAACUGCAAUUAAUUUAAAUAAUCAUAAUAAUAAUAAUAAUAAUACUUCUCAUUCUCAUUCACAUUCACAUCAUCAUCAUUCCCUUCAUAAUAAUAAUAAUAAUACUAAUAAUACAACUACAACUACCAACUCCACAAAUCCAUUAAUGGAUAAUAAUAAUAAUAUCCCAAAUAUAACAAUUGUAAAUCCAACAGGGAUCGAUAUAUCAAACCAACCAUCUUCAUUACAACAACAAGACUGUGAUACACUUACAUCUGGGUCAUUGGUUAGGGAUCCAACAACAGAAUCUUUGAUUACUUCUACUUGGUCAUCGGAUGAUGAUAGUUCAGACGAUACAUUUCACAUUAAUGAAAAGGAGUUGGCAAGAAAGACACUUGAAAUUAGAGCAUUGACAAGUAAGUUGAUUCAAUGUGAAUCACAUGUUCAAGAGACUGCCAAAGUGAUCCAACAAAAGGAUAAUGAUAUUCUCACGAUGAUUAAAAAGGUGGAACAAGCUCAAACAGCAGUACUCGAGUAUGAAGAGUCUGCUCAUCGUUCAAAAGUAAUGGAAGAGUAUGCCAAUAGAAAAAUGAUCUCCCUCAGUCAAGCUUUGGAAAGUCAAAAAAAGUUACAACAUUUUGAAUCAACUCAUCAUCUCAUUGCCACCGUUCCAGGUGACUCAUCCCAUCAACCACAUGUCCCACUACUUGAAAAGAGUCUUGAACAAAGAAUCAUGGAAUCAUUAGAAUUGAAUGAAAGACAAGAAGCACAAAUCAAAGAAAACGAACAAUUAUUGGAGAAAAAAGAGAGUGAAUUGGAAUUGUUACAACAGACAAUUGAAGAAUUGACAGAACAAAUGGAAUUGAAAAACAAAGAGAUUGAACAAGUGGUAGAAGGCAGUAAACAAUACUUUGAAACUCAACUUGGUAAAAAAGAUGAAAAGAUCAAGAAACUCAAAGAGUCUUUGGAAACUGUCAUUAGAGAAAGUAAUCACAAGGAUAUUGAAUUAAUAGAACGAGAAAAACAACAAGAAAAGUUGAGACUUGCCAAUCCACAACCUUCAUCUUCACAGUCGACUGCACAAUCAUUAUUAUGGAAUCCAAUUGUAGCUUGGUCAUUUGCUCUAUUUUGUUUUAUGAUGUUUUAUUUAAAAUCUCAAGAUUAUACUUUUACCUUCUCUAUCCAUCAAUCCAUCUUAGUUAUUUACCAAGUGGUAAGGUGCACUUAUCAUCUUAUCAACUACUUCACUUCUACUACACCCUCUCUCCUGUCAAGAUCAAUGACAUUGUAA